Messenger RNA from Micromonas commoda, 2313 nucleotides. Its product is annotated as AAA ATPase. The transcript has a single exon. Gene Ontology annotation, molecular function: ATP hydrolysis activity; ATP binding. Bases 1 to 2313 code for a protein of 770 amino acids. The record is from RefSeq and is a predicted model, not a curated record. Lineage: Eukaryota; Viridiplantae; Chlorophyta; Mamiellophyceae; Mamiellales; Mamiellaceae.
AUGUCGGGGAGGAGAGAUGUGGCACCAUCGACCAAAGAAAACGCCUACCCCGCUGCUGGUUCAGAUGACUCAGCUGCUCUACAGAAGACCAGGAACCGCGCUAAAUAUUUGAGAGACGUCGUCGCUCGGCUGGAAACGGCAGAAAGCCUUUGGCAAAAGUCAGCAGAACGGCCUCAAAGACGUGAACUUGUUGGGCGAGUUGCUGAAAUUAAGAGUGUUGGGGUAGGGUAUGCAAGAUCGGGACUAACAAAGAAACCCGUCGUAAGUAUGGAAAUAAAUAGCAGCAGCGUCGAGAGAAAGCUGUAUGUUGGCGACAGAGCAGAGGUUACCGGUCGGAAAGGGACAGUGAUGUUUGUUGGUCCUGCAGGUUUCGCAGGAGGGCGCGUAGUUGCUGGGUUGCGACUUGAUGAAAAGCGUGCUACAUCGGCAUGUGACGGCAUGUAUGAUGGCGAGCGCUUAUUCCGUUGCAAAGCCGGUUUUGGAAUCAUUGUUCCAAUAGAAGAUGUGAACAAGUUGAAUGAGGCCGAGUAUGGUACUGAUUCGGAUUUGUCGCCAGUGCCACCGCUAUUGUUUGGCCGGAGAGAAGCAUGUGAUCCGAUAUUUGCUAUGAAAUCCUUGGUUGGUCACGAGUGUGCGAAAUCUAAAAUGCAAGCCGUGGUCAAUGCAUUGCAGGUAAACCGACGUAGGGUUGCUGCAGGGGCGAGGGCAGAGCCGGCGCCCCACAUUGUUCUUGCUGGCCCUUCAGGGAGCGGCAAGUCGCUGUUGGCCCAACUUCUAGCUCGCAUCAUAUCUGACCAUGAUGUAUCAAGGCAUGGCCCUUUGAUUAAGGCAUCGAAGAAUGAUCUCAUAUCAAUCGGGCGAUCGCCGGGAAGAACUGCUGAACUCGUCAUCCAGCAAUGCGAGAAAGCAGAGGGUGGGGUACUCCUUAUCGACGACUUUCACCGCUUGCUUCCAUCAGGAAUCGACGCCGCAAGGGACUUGCCCGGGAUGGAGGCGAUUGAAUCCCUGGCCGUAGAGAUUGAGCGGCGAUCACGAUGGCCAGAUAAAUACGUCGUGCUCGUCGUUGCAGGCGACGCGGACGGCAUCGCAUCGACGCGGAGAAUUUGCCCUCAAUUAGAUGCCAUGCUUCCGCCGCCAGUUAUGCUGCCGAAUUUUUCUCCAUCAGAGAUAGUCACCCUUAUAGAUACCAUGGCCACUGAAAGAGGAUUCUCACUUGCCAUUGGGCUCAAGAACGACCCAUCUUUGGAGCACAUCGCCGCUGAAGCAGGGCGUCGUGCGGAAUACACGCGCAAAAAUGCACACCUGGCACGUGCACUGCUUGAGCAGGCAAUUGACCAUCAAACUGAGCGCGUGUUCACCCUUGGAACGGUGGGGAAGGAUUCGCUUACCAUUCUUGAAAAGUGUGAUUUCGUUAGGGAUACGGGCGGAGAUGAAAGCAGCACGACUUAUUCCGCGUCGGCCCUUCGGAUGCAACAUGACACUGCGACAGCUGUUUCAGAGCUGGAAAACAUUGUUGGCUUGCAAAGUGUUAAAGAGUUCAUCAUAUCCCUCAGGGCGCACCUUUUGGUUGAGAAAGAGCGCGUUGCAGCUGGUCUCCCUUCUGCAGGAGGUGGCGCUCUGCACAUGAUUUUUGUCGGAAAUCCUGGUACGGGGAAGACUACUGUGGCUCGUAUUGUAGCGAACCUUAUGCGAGCAUUGGGAGUCUUGAGGCGUGGGCAUCUUGUGGAAGCUGAUCGCUCCUCCCUCGUUGCUGGAUAUUCAGGUCAGACAGCCCUGAAGACAAAAGCUGUAGUCCAAGACGCUCUUGGAGGUGUUCUGUUCCUUGACGAGGCCUAUGCACUUGUUUCUGGUGACAAUGAUUCUUUUGGAAAGGAGGCUUUAGAUACACUAAUGAAAGAGAUGGAGGAUCAUAGAGAAGACUUGGUAGUUAUUGCUGCUGGAUACGCUGCUGAGAUGAGGGGUUUGUUAGCAGCCAAUCCAGGACUUGAGUCGCGGUUCCCAACCACACUUCACUUUGCGGAUUAUAGCGCGGUGGAGUUGAUGAAGAUCGCGGACAGCGUCUUGGAACCGCAGAAAAUGAAGUUAGGAAGCGGGGCGAGGGAGCUGUUGCUAAGGUUCUUUGAGGCAGAAGUUGCCAGUCGUGGACCCCACUAUCGGGGCAGCAACGGCCGAGGUGUGAGGAAUUUGCUUGAGACGAUAAAGAGGGCGCAGGCGUUGAGGUUGGCGCAAAUCGAAAUACCUAAGAGUGUACAUGACCUCGUCACCCUCACGCGGGAAGACUGUGAAGUCGCUUGCGCCCUCGUGAAGCAAUAA